AUGGGUAUCACAGAACAGGAUCUAUUACCUCUUAAGAAAAUCAAAGUCCCGCCAGAAUAUGAAAAUGAUUCUCAAUUCUAUUAAGAAACAAUCAUGAAAUAAUACGAAAAAAGAAGAUAGAGAUUGCUUAGCGAAUAUAAUGACUUGUUAAAUAAAAAAUCAGAAGAAACUUAAGUUUACACUAAAUCAUUACCCCCAGAAGAGAAACAAGAGGACUUGACUACUUCGAGAAUAAAUGAUAAGUUACUGAAGAUGAAGCAGUUUUAGCAAAAUUAUAGGGAAUAAUAAUUAGUUUAAUAUUCAUAUAAAGAGCAAUUGAUUGAAACAAGAAGGAAACAAAUUAGCAGUGAGAGAGAAUUACGCGCUUAUUAAAAAGAAGUUUAAGAUACCUCUCGACUAGAAUAAGUUUAAAGAAAUCGAGAUAUGAUAUAGAAGUUAAUAACAGAUAAGCAAGUUAGAAGAAGAAUGAGUUAUGAUGCUAAACUCUAGAAAUGGGAGCUCCUUAAAUAAGCUUAAUAUUUAAUUCCCAGAAGCACUAGAGUUGACGAAACUUUGGCUCGUUAUUAAAAAUGUUUAGAAGACAAAAAGUAGUAGGAUAUGCAGAGAUUAAAAAGAUUGGAAGAGAGUCUAGAGAAGGCUUGCUCCAAAAAAACAUAAAAUAUUGUUGAAAUUAAAAGAAGGGGAUUAUUAGAGUAGCUCAAAAUUGAAGAAGCCUUGUUCAAUAGAGCUAGGUCUUAAAAUGCAAAAAAUUCCAAUGUUUUAGAAAAAACACCUUAAAAAACAGUAUUGAUUCGACCAUCCAUGAGUGAAAUACCUAAUUAAAAACCUUGUCCUUAGCCAAAAUUUCUAUUUUCUAAAUAACAAGUGAAAUUACAUUCAUAAACUAUUUCGCAUUUCUCAUAAGAAAUUAUAUCACUUGUAGAUUCAAUCAAUAUUCACGAUAUUGAAGAGAAAUUACUACAAGUAUUUGCCACACAAGACAAGACAUAAAGGGAAUUAUUUGCUAAAACUAAUUAUUUAUUUUUAUAUCACUGA
Molecule: messenger RNA, 1035 nt
Organism: Paramecium tetraurelia
Lineage: Eukaryota; Ciliophora; Oligohymenophorea; Peniculida; Parameciidae
Exons: 1
Source: RefSeq, a predicted model, not a curated record